UUUAAAUCGUCUAUCAUCAUCACAAAUUUUGCAUAAAAAUUCGACUUUUUUUAGAUAAAAUUGUUAUUAACGAUGGGCUUAUCUUAUAUGGAAUUAAUUGUGGCUAUUAUAGUCAACAUUGUCAAAUCGGUCGUGUUUGUUUAUACAUUUUUCACCAUACCGAUUUAUUAUCUAAUACAAAAACCAUGGAAAGCUUUAAAAUUGGCUAAAAUGUGUGGCGCAAAUUUCAUCAAACGCGGACAAUUUAUCCGACAAGAUGGCAUACCAGAAUUAUUAUCAAAUGUAGAAUAUUUAGAAUUCGAGCAUGACGUUCCCAUACCACAUCAUCCAUUGAUGAAAUGUAAUACCAUCACUGAAGCUAUUUAUGCAAGAUCAGAAUUAUAUUCGAAUGAUCUGCCAUCGAUUGGCUAUCGAGAGAUAUUGGAAGAGGAAAUUCAACACGAUCAAUCUGGUAAUCCGAUCAAAAUUGAUGGGAAAGUUUUACGAAAAUAUAAAUUAAGUGAUUACAAAUGGCUUACCUAUGGAGAGUUUCUCGAACAAGUAGAAGCCACUAGUCGCGGAUUAUAUGCUAUUGGCUUUGAAAAACAUGAUCCAAUUGCCAUUUAUUCGGAAACUGGUGUUGAUUUUCUGGUAUCAAUGAUUUCAAGUGGGAAAUCCGGCGCUUUGAUUGUUACAGUAUUUCAUACACUCACUGAUCAAGGAUUAAUUCAUGCUCUUAAUCAAACAAAAGUCAAAAUUAUAUUUGUAAGUUUUGAAUUAAUAGAUCGUGUUCAUGGUUUCAUCAAGAACUGUCCGAAUCUUAAAACGAUCAUUUAUUUUGAAGGACCUAAAAAGCGAAAAAUUCCCACAUUUGAUACCGACAUUAAAGUUUAUACAUUAAAUGAGAUCAAAAAUUUUGGUCGUUCCGAUAAAUAUCGACAUAUUGAAUCUAAAUGUUUAGAACCAGAUGAUUUAUUUUGCAUCAUGUACACUUCUGGAACUACAGGCAUUCCUAAAGGAGUUAGAAUCACGCAACGUCAAAUAAAAGAAGCUGCAAUGACAAUUGGAAAAGUUGUACGCGAUGUUAUGAUGACCGGACCAAGCCAUACUUAUAUUGCUUAUUUACCUCAAGCUCAUGUUCUGGAAUUUUCUAUUGAAUUAUUUUUAUUUGUUGGUGGUGUCAAAGUUGGCUAUGCAACACCGUUUACAUUGAAUGAAUCAGCACCAGGUUUAGCUGAAGGUCAAAUCUGUGACUUGAAAUUACUAAAGCCAACUGUGAUGAUCGCUGUUCCGUUAGUUUUAGAUCGGAUGCAAAAAGAGAUUCAUAAUAAAUUAAAAAACCGAACUCCAUUCUCAAAACCAAUCUUUGACUAUUUAAUCGACUAUAAAGCCUAUUGGAUUAGCAAAGGUUAUUCCACUCCCAUGGUAAAUAUGCUUCUUUGUUCAAAAGUUCAAGAACAAUUUGGUGGUAAUCUACAAUAUAUGGUAGUCGGUGGUGCACCUUUAGCAUAUGAUCUGCAAAAACGAAUCAAAUGUGCUUUGAAUAUUACAUUGAUACAAGGUUAUGGAUCAACAGAAACAUCUGGCGGUGUAUUCUGUAUGGAUUUUAAAGAUCUUUCCUAUGGACGAGUUGGAUCGCCAUUGAAUGGUGUCCGAGUACGUGUAGUAAAUUGGCCUGAAGGAAAUUAUUCCAUUGAUGAUAAACCGAAUCCUCGUGGUGAAUUGAUCAUCGGUGGUGAAAUGAUAUCUUCUGGUUAUCUUAAUCUGGAAGAAGCCAAUAAAGCUGCAUUUUUUGAUAAUGAUGGUAUUCAUUGGUUUAUUUCUGGCGAUAUAGUUGAAAUUCAUCCUGACGGAACUUUCUCUAUAAUUGACCGUAAAAAAGAUAUAGUAAAAUUGGCUAAUGGAGAAUUCAUCUCAUUGGGAAAGAUCGAAGCCACGUUGAAAAGUAGCAGCUAUGUGGAUAAUAUUUGUAUCGUGCCAAAUGCAACACUAAAUUGUUUAGUCGCAUUAAUAGUGCCGAACCUGAUGUCAUUGAAGACAAUCGUAAAACAACAACUGGAAUCAACAAAACAAUCUCUUAUUUCCGAUACAAACAUAUUGUUAGGCAAUUCAGAAGUCGUCAAGAUAGUACAUGAUGAUAUUAUUGCUGUUGGCAUUCGACAACGUUUGAAAUCGAUCGAACUGCCAUCGAUGAUUACUUUGUGUGCAGAAAUUUGGGCACCCGAUAAUGAUUUAUUAACAGCAGCAAUGAAAUUAAAACGUACUAAUAUUAUCAAACAUUAUAAUCAAGAUCUACAAAAAAUGUGGUCAUCAUUACGUGCUAAUCCAGAAAAAAUUCGUGUCCAAGUAAAAAAAAUGCCUCACACUUUGAAAUGAAAAUAAGAAUCAUUAUUUAAUCUGAUGAU
Messenger RNA from Dermatophagoides pteronyssinus (European house dust mite), 2384 nucleotides. Its product is annotated as long-chain-fatty-acid--CoA ligase 4-like. Gene Ontology annotation, cellular component: lipid droplet; endoplasmic reticulum; plasma membrane. Gene Ontology annotation, molecular function: long-chain fatty acid-CoA ligase activity. The record is from RefSeq and is a predicted model, not a curated record. Lineage: Eukaryota; Metazoa; Arthropoda; Arachnida; Sarcoptiformes; Pyroglyphidae. Gene Ontology annotation, biological process: long-chain fatty acid metabolic process; long-chain fatty-acyl-CoA metabolic process; neuron differentiation.